UUUAUACUAUUUUAGGGAUGUCGCUGGAACAAAAGACAGAUAUAAAAGUCUUAGUGGCUGCCAUCGACUUUGGUACAACCUACUCUGGCUAUGCCUUCUCUUUCAAAGAUGAAUACGAAAAGGAUCCAACAAAAAUCAUGGCCAAUACAACAUGGGUAUCUGGGCACAAGAAUUUGUUUUCUCAGAAAACUCCUACGUGUCUUUUGCUGAAAUCUGAUCAAAGUUUUCAUUCGUUCGGGUACGAGGCUGAAGACACGUACACCGAUCUUGCCAAUGAAGAAAAACAUCAUUCAUGGUACUUCUUUCGGAGGUUCAAGAUGAUGUUACAUAAUAACAUGACUCUAAACCGUGAAACAAUAAUAUCAGACGAAAGCGGCCAAAAGAAGCUCCCUGCUAUGACAGUUUUUGCCCAUGGCAUACGGUAUCUGAAAGAUCACCUUCUCAACCACCUUAAAGUAAAAGGACUGGACGCUUUGAUCAAGGAAGAUGAUGACAUUCACUGGGUUCUGACGAUCCCUGCAAUAUGGAAUGAUAAAUCUAAACAAUUUAUGAGAGAGGCGGCAAAAGAG
Messenger RNA from Saccostrea cuccullata (small rock oyster), 569 nucleotides. RefSeq names its product heat shock 70 kDa protein 12B-like. The record is from RefSeq and is a predicted model, not a curated record. The annotation marks the transcript as partial. Lineage: Eukaryota; Metazoa; Mollusca; Bivalvia; Ostreida; Ostreidae. The transcript has 2 exons.